Cooperia oncophora is the source of this 876-nucleotide messenger RNA. The record is from the annotation of a GenBank genome assembly. Lineage: Eukaryota; Metazoa; Nematoda; Chromadorea; Rhabditida; Trichostrongylidae.
AUGCAGAUCGCAAAAGUGUUGAUCGCCGACGAUAUCGAAAAGGAAUGCAUCGACAUUUUGCAAGCGAACGGUAUUGAGGUAACAGUCAAGACGAAGCAGACAGUAGACGAGUUGAAAACCUCUCUCCCUGCUCAUGAUGCAGUAAUCGUUCGCAGUGCUACCAAGAUCACCAGGGAACUGAUCGAAGUUGGAGCAGGUGGUCGCUUGAAGCUGGUUGGACGGGCUGGCACCGGUGUGGACAAUAUCGAUGUCGAGGCCGCUUCAGAAAACAAAGUGCUUGUCAUGAACACACCCCAAGCGAAUUCUCGAUCUGCGGCCGAGCUCACAUGCAUUAUGAUACUCAGUCUCACUCGACAUGUCCCUCAAGCUGAUGCCUCCAUGAAAGCUGGAAAAUGGGCCAGAAAGGACUUCAUGGGAGAAGAGAUUUUCGGCCGAACGUUGGCAGUGUUGGGUUUGGGCAGAAUUGGAACGGAGGUGGCCACCCGCCUUCAAGCCUUUGGUAUGCGAGUAAUCGGAUACGACCCCAUGGCAUCAAAAGAGGCAGCAGCAGCGAAAAACAUCGAGCUGCUUCCAUUAGAAGAAGUCUGGCCUCAAGCAGACUUCAUCACUGUGCACGUGCCACUAAUACCUGAGACAGAAAAUCUCAUCAAUGCCAAAACCCUUGCAAAGUGUAAGAAGGGAGUGAAGAUUAUCAACGUAGCACGAGGAGGAAUUGUGAACGAGGAGGACCUGGUGGAAGCACUGAAUUCUGGUCAAGCAGGAGGAGCCGCGUUUGACGUAUUCGUGGAAGAACCUCCUAAGUAUCGUGGCCUAGUAGAGCAUCCAAAGGCAAUUUGUACACCUCAUCUGGGUGCUUCAACAAUGACGCACAGUUGA